Molecule: messenger RNA, 6330 nt
Organism: Arvicanthis niloticus (Nile rat)
Lineage: Eukaryota; Metazoa; Chordata; Mammalia; Rodentia; Muridae
Gene: Arnt2
Product: aryl hydrocarbon receptor nuclear translocator 2
Biological process (GO): regulation of DNA-templated transcription
Cellular component (GO): transcription regulator complex; cytoplasm; nucleus
Molecular function (GO): protein dimerization activity; DNA-binding transcription factor activity
Source: RefSeq, a predicted model, not a curated record
GAGCGCGGGGCGCUCUCAGAGCGCGGGAGCGCGGGGAGCACCGCCCGCACCUUCCUUUGUGUGGCGCGGCCGCGGCAGCGCUGGCCCGCGCCGGGUCCCCGUCCCCGCCCCCGCCCCCGCCCGGAGCUCCGGUUCCUUCCCGGCAAGAUGGCAACCCCGGCCGCCGUCAACCCUCCGGAAAUGGCUUCAGACAUACCUGGAUCUGUGACCUUGCCUGUUGCCCCCAUGGCGGCCACUGGACAGGUGAGAAUGGCAGGGGCCAUGCCUGCCCGAGGAGGAAAGCGGCGAUCCGGAAUGGACUUCGAUGACGAAGAUGGUGAAGGUCCCAGUAAAUUUUCAAGAGAGAACCACAGUGAGAUUGAGCGGCGCAGGCGGAACAAGAUGACUCAGUAUAUUACGGAACUCUCCGACAUGGUUCCCACCUGCAGUGCGCUGGCCAGGAAGCCAGACAAGCUCACCAUCCUGCGCAUGGCGGUCUCACACAUGAAGUCCAUGAGGGGCACGGGCAACAAAUCCACUGACGGCGCAUACAAGCCUUCCUUCCUCACUGAGCAGGAACUGAAGCAUCUCAUCCUUGAAGCUGCUGAUGGAUUUCUGUUUGUAGUGGCAGCCGAGACAGGGAGGGUAAUCUAUGUGUCUGAUUCUGUCACUCCUGUCCUGAACCAGCCACAGUCAGAGUGGUUUGGGAGCACACUCUAUGAGCAGGUGCACCCUGAUGAUGUGGAGAAACUGAGAGAACAGUUGUGCACUUCAGAAAACUCCAUGACGGGCCGCAUCCUGGACCUGAAGACUGGGACAGUGAAGAAGGAGGGACAGCAGUCAUCCAUGCGCAUGUGUAUGGGCUCUCGACGCUCCUUCAUCUGUAGGAUGAGAUGUGGAAAUGCUCCCUUGGACCAUCUGCCUUUGAACAGAAUAACCACCAUGAGGAAAAGGUUCAGGAAUGGCCUUGGCCCUGUGAAAGAAGGAGAAGCUCAGUAUGCCGUGGUCCACUGCACAGGUUACAUCAAGGCUUGGCCACCAGCAGGAAUGACCAUACCCGAAGAAGACGCUGAUGUCGGCCAAGGCAGUAAAUAUUGCCUGGUGGCAAUUGGGAGGCUCCAGGUGACCAGCUCUCCUGUGUGCAUGGACAUGAGUGGCAUGUCAGUGCCCACAGAGUUCCUGUCACGGCAUAACUCUGAUGGGAUCAUCACAUUUGUGGACCCAAGAUGCAUCAGUGUGAUUGGCUACCAGCCCCAGGACCUUCUGGGAAAGGAUAUUUUGGAAUUCUGCCACCCUGAGGAUCAGAGCCACCUACGGGAGAGCUUCCAACAGGUGGUUAAGCUGAAGGGCCAAGUGCUGUCGGUCAUGUAUCGGUUCCGCACCAAGAACCGGGAGUGGCUGUUGAUCCGUACCAGCAGCUUCACCUUCCAGAACCCCUACUCUGAUGAGAUCGAGUACGUCAUCUGCACCAACACCAAUGUCAAGCAGCUUCAGCAACAGCAGGCAGAACUGGAGGUACACCAGCGAGAUGGGCUGUCAUCAUAUGACUUAUCUCAGGUUCCAGUACCCAACCUACCUGCUGGUGUUCACGAGGCAGGGAAGUCUGUGGAAAAGGCAGAUGCAAUCUUCUCCCAAGAGAGAGAUCCUCGUUUUGCUGAAAUGUUUGCAGGCAUCAGUGCAUCGGAGAAGAAGAUGAUGAGCUCAGCCUCAGCAUCAGGCAGCCAGCAGAUCUACUCCCAAGGAAGUCCAUUCCCUGCCGGGCACUCGGGCAAGGCCUUCAGCUCUUCCGUGGUCCAUGUGCCUGGAGUGAAUGACAUUCAGUCCUCCUCCUCAACGGGCCAGAACAUAUCCCAGAUCUCCCGGCAGCUGAACCAGGGCCAGGUGGCAUGGACAGGCAGCCGUCCACCCUUCCCAGGGCAGCCCAGCAAGACGCAGUCAUCUGCCUUUGGAAUUGGAUCAAGCCACCCCUACCCGGCUGACCCUUCGUCCUACAGUCCUCUCUCCAGCCCAGCUGCCUCCUCACCAAGCGGAAACGCAUACCCCAGUCUUGCCAACCGGACUCCAGGGUUUGCUGAGAGUGGACAGAGUGGUGGGCAAUUCCAGGGCCGGCCCUCGGAGGUCUGGUCCCAGUGGCAGAGCCAGCAUCACGGACAGCAGAGCGGUGAGCAGCACUCCCACCAGCAGCCUGGCCAGACUGAAGUGUUCCAGGACAUGCUACCCAUGCCGGGCGACCCGACGCAGGGGACUGGCAACUAUAACAUCGAGGACUUUGCUGACCUGGGCAUGUUUCCUCCAUUUUCUGAGUAGCUUCAGGCAAAGCCAGGCUUCUACUGCCCAGGCACUAUUAUCAUGCCAUAGAUGCCUGUGUUCAAAGAGGGCCCCCCUCACCCAGCUUGCCCUGCUGCAGAACCCCCAGAAAACUUCCUUAUUCCCCAUCUUCCCUGGACAUGGCAUCACCUGGCUCUAACCCAGAGCCCUGGCUUCUUGGGUUGGGUAUCUUUGUAUUUAUUGUACUUUAUCUGUGUGCUCGGAAGGGUGGCCUCCAGGGUCUUAAAUUCCAUUGUGAAUGAUCUAUUAAUGGACAAAUUGCACCCAUCAAGUGCUUGCUUGAUCCACAAUGGCGGGCAGCACCAGCAGGUCUGCCUGGCGCAGAUGCUGGGUUUCUUUCUGCUUUUCACAGCUGCUGCCUGGAGGCUUCAUGUCAGAGUGAGAGGUAGUAACCUCUCUGCGUUCUGUGCUGGAGCCAGGAACGCAGGAUGUGAGGCUCCCACACUCACCGUCCUUGAUGGCCUGGGGCCAGGUAUGCUUUAAACAGUGAGGAUCAAAGUUGUGGCUUGGUAGAUGUACUGUGGUGUUGGUGUGUGUGUGGCCAGUGAGAGUGAGAAACCAUACCCAUUCAACUGCAUUUCAGAGGCGAGCCUGGGAGCUGGGCUGACUCCCCAGACGUCAGGGCUGGGGAGCUGCUCACUCUAAGUCAGUUCUUUGGUCCCCUGCCCUUUUACAGACAUCCUCCAUUUCUUAAAAUUUCUAGUCCUUCCUCCUUGUGACCUUUUGAGAGGGCUCACGAUUCUCUUAUUAGGUCUGGGGGACAGUGUGCUGAUUUCAUGAAGGUCACUGCAUCCUCCCUGCUCUGCAGCAAAGACAAGCAGACCUGGCCCUCUGUACAGGGUUAGGAUACCUCACCCCUAAGUGUCCCUGACACCUUCUGCUCAGUAACCUGGAAAGGAGACGGGGCCACACUCUGGGUGGAGAAGGGUGCCCUGGGCCACCUGAGCCUCUGUCCUCAGCAGGCAGGAGAGGCAGGAGUAUCUCAGGGGGGGACACAGCUAGGCCUGUGAGGCCAGGGACUCUGCUCUGGCCAUGCUUCUACAAAGACCUGAAUUCCUCAGUGGUCUUAAGGUAGAACUCUGAGCUAACUUCUGGAACAGUGGUUCUCAGCCUGUGGACUGUGUUAGAGAGUCAAACAGCCAUUUCACAGGGGUUGCAUAUCAGAUACCCUGCGUAUUAGACAUUUACAUAAGGAUACAUAACAGUAGAAAAUUACACUUAUGAAAUAGCAAUGAAAAUGAUUUUAUGGUUGAGGGGCAUCACUACAUGAAGAACUAUAUUAAAGGGUCACAGAGUUAGGAAGGUUGAGAGCCACUCACUGUUCUAGAAGCUUCUGCCUGGCUUAUCUCUGACAUCAGAGUCCCUGUAUCAGUCAGAUUUUAAAGAGCUUUCAGAUUCCACCCAUUCCACCCUGCUCCUCCCCGACUCCAUGUGCUGCUGUGAGUUCUCUCUGCCUCCUUUCACUUAGCGGACCCUCACCUCAGGCACCUCACCUCAGGUAUCAGCCCACUGAUGCCCAAAUGUGAGAGAAGCCACAGAGCUACCUUAGGCAGGCCCUGAGGUCCUCCAGAGUCCUUUCAGGAGCCCCUUGGUAGAACUGUGGAGGUGCACGCUCUCAGAACAGACCUACUGUGCUGCCUGGCGCCUGGGAAGCUGGGAGUACAAGAGGCUCCAGGAUGCACAGGACACAAUGAGCAUGUAGAUUAAGAGCCAGGGAGAACACCACUCCAUUCAGGAGCUUGGCUCUGCCUGGCAUUGAGGGAGCACCAGUGUUUGUACAGGACUCACUUGCAAACUUUACUUGGCUCAGCAGACUGCUCUUGGCAGCAGCCCACCCUGUUCAUGACAAAUUUCGGCCCCAGAGAUCCUCAAAGCAGCUUUGAAUUCUUCCAUGGAGAGUAGUGACACAGUUGGAGCUUCAUCUUAGCAUCAGAACCCCCCAAACAGUCACCUAUGUGUGCUGCCUGGUUCAGCUCUGUCCCCAGCAGCCUGGAGCUGGCCCCAGGAGGUGAGCAUUAGUUAUAAAAGGAAAAGGCCCAAAGCUAGCUUCAGGAGCAAAGAAUGCUUUUCAGCCAUGGCCCUUAGCUGGUGAGUUAAGAGGUGUGGGAGCUAUGGGUUUGGUUUUAUUGCCUUUAGUGGGAAGUAGGGGCUUUUCUUGGGUUUGACAUGGGCUGUCACACUGCCUUAGGUUCAGGGCACUAAGGUCUGCAGAAGAAAUAGGACAGAAUUCUUGCUUGCAAUCAUUUCAUGUCUUCUCUCUGUUACGAAGUUGAGGGUAAAGCCAUCUCAGUCCUUGGUCCUGGAGUGCAGAGGGGGAUGAUUCUUGGACAACUACAAGCCAGACAAUAGCAAGCACUGCUUUAAAUGGCUCCUACCCCUCCUACCCCCCACCCCCGCCCUGCCCAUCUUAUCUAGGGAGUUCCACAGGCUAGAAGGUAGGGAUUUGGGCUAGCCUGAGCUCUGGGUCUUUUCUAUACCUCUUCUGCUUCUGUGUUGUGAUUCUCAAAAGCUACAUGUGGAGGAGGUAGGGGAGAAGCCAGCAAUGAAGAAUCCCACUCCAUAAGGACUUCUCCCACCCAUGUAUUUUUGAAACACACGGGAGUCAGAAUCAAAGCUGUUAUCCUACAAAAGCUAUCCCUCCAUAUGACCCCUGCAGAGGAAGCCAACAUACUGAUCCUCCAGUUAAUAUUCUUCUAGCUACCUGUCCUGGUGAUGGUCUUAGCAGGGGGAAUAGGGUUCCAGGGGGGAUGUUGGCUUCCUGAAGUUCUGUACCCCACCACUUCAUUUGCUGCUGAAGCCCAAUUAGCUCCUUGUAGGCUGAGCAAGCAGGAGGGGGACAUGCAGGGACCACCUGAGUCAUUGUUGAGGGCACAGGAGCUUUAGAAGAAUGGGCCAGAGACUGCCAGGCCUGCCAAGGGUGGUUCUAGAACCCUGCCUCGCUGGCUGUCACUCCCACUUGUUUCAUUGUGGUUUCAGGGAGUGAGUGAGCCAGCAUGAACAUUCACAUCCACAUUCACUGUGCUCAGCUCAGCCUGUCCUUGCAUCAUAAAGUGACUAUUGUGGGUAGUUGUAUUUGGAUUGGCAACAUAACCUGCGGAGGAGCUCACACUCCCCUGUCAUUAGGAGGACAGUAAGGCCCCAGGUUGGCCCACUGGCAAGCAUCCAUGCUCCCUUCAGCUCUGAGCUAGAGAUCUGACAGGUCUAGAAAGUGGGUUCUGUAAUCUCCUGCAGCACAGUCCAGCCAAUGAGCAGUAGCCACUCCCAGUGUGAGCUCACCUGCUUCAUGACUUCUACAGCCUGUCUCACAAGCAAAAACAAGUCAUUUGCUAAUCACCAAUAGCAAGGCAAAAUUAAAACCCUCUUUGUAUGUGGCCAUGGGUUGCUAUGUCCUAACUUGCCAGCCCACCCUCCCCCCCCUCUCCCAAGCUGAUGUUCACCUGAAGUGCCACCACUGGAAAGACUGAAGCAGGAAGGGUCAUGAGCUCAGGAAUUCAAGACCUACCUGGGCAACAUAAUAAAACUAAUCUUAAAAAUAAAUAUAUAGCUGAGUAACUUGGCCACAUUUCACGUGCUGAGGAGUCACCAGCUCCCUGGCUGCCAGCUUCCUCCAUUGCCUAGAGUCUGGGACAGCUUUAACGAGGUUGCUCACGAGGGCAUGGGCACAUUUUCACAUGUGACAUGCCAUGUCUUGUGCCCUAAGCUGGGUUUGUUCAGGUAGUCUGCAAAUCCUUGUGGGUACUGUAUAGCAAAAUGGAGCUUUCCACAGGUCAUGCAGGGCCCAGCAGUUUGCUUUAUCUAACCGUGUUCCCUUUUAAAGAAAAAUCUUCACAAGCAGGCUUCCAAGAACAGCAAGCACUUACUCAUCUCUCUCUUUUAGCCUUUCUUAUGGAUGUGAACUGUGCUGUGGGUAAAUCAUUUGUAUUUCUUGAAUGUUCUGUAUGACUAACAGGUAUUAAGUCACUGGGUGUAUGUAUAACUAAUGUAACUGCCUUUUAAAUUUUCAUUACAAUAAAAAAUGACUUU